GCCGCGCAGGCUGGGAGCAGGCCGGACGCCGGCCUAUCAGGCUGUGCGGACCGGCGCAGGUUUGACGGGAGGAGCGGCGGCGGAGGAUGGAGGCGGUCGUGUUCGUCUUCUCGCUCCUUGAUUGUUGCGCGCUCAUCUUUCUCUCCGUCUACUUCAUAAUUACAUUGUCCGAUUUAGAAUGUGAUUACAUUAAUGCUAGAUCAUGUUGCUCAAAAUUAAACAAGUGGGUAACUCCAGAAUUGAUUGGUCAUACCAUUGUCACUGUGUUAAUGCUUAUUUCAUUGCACUGGUUCAUCUUCCUUCUCAAUUUACCUGUUGCCACUUGGAAUAUAUAUCGGUUCAUUAUGGUGCCAAGUGGUAACAUGGGAGUGUUUGACCCAACAGAAAUACACAACCGAGGACAGCUAAAGUCACAUAUGAAAGAGGCAAUGAUCAAGCUUGGUUUCCACUUGCUAUGUUUCUUCAUGUAUCUUUAUAGUAUGAUUUUAGCUUUGAUAAAUGACUGAGGCUGGAGAAGCUACGGUUGAAGUCAGCCCACAGUACAGUGCACUGCACAUUUGAGGAACUACACUACUUAAACCAUCUUUAGAACCGUAACCAUAGCAGUAUAUAUUUUCGUCUUUGAACAAAAAAACCACUAUUUUUGCUGUAUUUUUACCAUAUAAAGUAUUUGAAAAACACGAAUUGAGUUUUUAUAAAUUUCUGGUUCUCAAUUUUAAUCUGAGCUCCAGCAUAUGAAGGUGUAUCUUUAUAUCAUCUGUAUAUUGAAAAUGGUAGGGUGUGUGUAGUAGUAGGUACGGUGCCAACCUUGCAUGACAAAGAAAUAAAGAAUGCAUCUGAAAGGGACACUUAGUAGAUGAAACAGGCUGUCUUCCAGUCUGCCAGAAAGUCAGACUACAGAACAAUACUGUCAAUGUACACAAAAGAAAGAAAAUUACCGUUUGCCUAUGUUGUGGCAACUUUGUACUACUGUGGCUUAAGGAUUUAUGGGACUGUUACUAAGUCUUAACACAAGAAUGUUAACAAAAAAUGACCCAUACACACACACACACACACACACACACACACACACUCUUCAUUGCCAUAUUUGUGAAACUUUACAAGCCAUUUGCCCCAGAUACAAUGUAAUUCCUGCCUAUAGAAAGGAAAAUAAAAUUUAAA
This is a messenger RNA of Perognathus longimembris pacificus (Pacific pocket mouse), 1161 nucleotides long. RefSeq names its product cornichon family AMPA receptor auxiliary protein 4 (gene Cnih4). The record is from RefSeq and is a predicted model, not a curated record. Gene Ontology annotation, cellular component: COPII-coated ER to Golgi transport vesicle; endoplasmic reticulum membrane. Gene Ontology annotation, biological process: endoplasmic reticulum to Golgi vesicle-mediated transport. The transcript is spliced from 5 exons. Bases 87 to 506 code for a protein of 139 amino acids. Lineage: Eukaryota; Metazoa; Chordata; Mammalia; Rodentia; Heteromyidae.